UUUAAGUUAUAAUCACCACUUCAAAUAGUUAUUCUUUGAACUUUACAUAUACCCAUUACUGUUCCAAACACAUCAUCAUUAAUUAUAAUAAUGUUAUCAAUGACAGAAAUAACGGUGGGAGGUCUUAUUGUUUCGGCAGUGGUAGUUAUACUUACUACCAUAAUAUUUAGGUUAUUCUCACGAUACACUAGUAAUAAUGGUGAUGGUGUUGAUACUGGUGCUGCUGGUGGUUUACGCCCACUUGUACCCACUAUUUCAAACACAUCAAUUGGGUCAUGGAAAUACGAUGUGUUUCUUAGUUUUAGGGGCGAAGAUACUCGCAAGAACUUUGUUGACCAUCUCUACUCUGCUCUUGACCAACACGGAAUCCUUACGUACAAGGACGACGUAACACUUGAUCGAGGUGACACCAUCGGCCCAUCCCUCUUGAAAGCUAUUGGAGAAUCACAGAUUUUGAUGAUUAUAUUUUCUGAAAACUAUGCGGAUUCUUCGUGGUGUUUGGAUGAGCUUUCACAUAUUAUGGAAUGCAAGGAUAGUAAGAUGGGGCAAAUCGUUUUUCCUAUUUUCUAUCACGUGGAUCCAUCUGAUGUUAGAAAACAGAAAGGUCAAUUUGGUAAAGCAUUUGCCAAAGCCAAACACAAGCUGUCAAAAAACAACAAGGUCAAAGUUGAAUCAUGGAAAAAAGCACUUGGUGAUGCAACUAACAUUGCUGGAUGGGAACCCAAACAAGUUGCUAACGGGCAUGAAGCAAAAUGUAUCCAAGAAAUUGUUGGUUCCAUUUUAGUUAAGUUGUCAUCUUUAGAAUCAGUAGUUGAGGAGGAAGGCCUUGUCGGAAUGGGAACUCGACUGAAAGAUUUGAAACAGGUUUUAAGAAUUGGAUCUGGUGGUGUACGUAUAGUUGGGAUAUGGGGGGUUGGGGGCGGUGGUAAGACCACUCUUGCUACUUCUCUUUACAGAGAGUUAAAAAUCUCGGGGCAGUUUCAUGGUUGUUGCUUUGUUGAAAAUAUUCGUGAGGAAUCCAAACAACGUGGCCUAAAAAGUUUGCAAGAAAAAAUUUUGUCAACUGUUUUUAACAAGGAAUUGAAAGUUGAGAGUGUCGAUAUAGGAAAACACACAACUAAGGGUAUGUUAUGCCGUAGGAAUGUGUUGAUUGUUCUUGAUGACGUCGAUCAUCUUGACCAACUAAAGGCUCUAGCUGGACGGCAUGAUUGGUUUGGUGAUGGUAGCCGAAUAUUGAUCACAACCAGGAAUGAACAAGUGCUAAUAUCUCACAGGGUAGAUGAGGUCUAUCCUGUCAGCUUAUUAUCACAUGAUGAGGCUACUCAGCUCUUUGAUAAACAUGCAUAUAAUGAAGAUAACCAUCUACAAGAUUACGAGAUGCUUUCACAACAGAUUGUUUCUUAUGCUGAUGGACUCCCCUUAGCCCUGAUUGUUUUAGGUUCUUUCUUGUAUGACAAAGACAAUGAAGAGUGGAUUGGUACCUUGUCUAGACUGAAAGAUCAUCCAGAAAUGGAUAUUGUGGAAAAGCUCAAAAUCAGCUAUGAUGGACUUAAACCUGUAGAGAAAGAGUUAUUCUUGGAUAUUGCAUGUUUCUUCAGGAGGAAAAUUAAUAAAGAUAAGACAAUGAAGAUUCUUGAUGCUUGUGGUUUUCACCCUGCUAUAGGGGUAAAGGUGCUGAUACAAAAGGCUCUCCUAACAGUUUCGGAAUAUGGUCAGUUUGAUAUGCACGAUCUGGUUCAAGAAAUGGCACACUACAUUGUUAGAGGGGAACAUCCCAAUGAUCCUGAAAAACACAGCAGGGUCUGGCGAUACCAAGAUAUUGAAGACUUAUGUUCUAGGAAUGCAACAACGGAAAAUGAUAAGAUUGAAGCAAUAUCAAGCCAUAAUGUUUCUUCAUCAGACUUCAUUAUGGUUGUUUCAAACAUGAAGAAACUAAGAUUCCUUAGAGUAAGCACGCGUGACUGUCAUGGAGGGCCUAGUUUUCUGUCAAAUGAGUUGAGGUAUAUAGAAUGGACAGAUUAUCCUGAGACUCCAUUCCCUGAAAGUUUUCAACCACGGAAGCUUGCCUUUUUAAAAAUGGAUGGAAGCUGUCAAAGGGUGCUUUGGAAGGGUUACAAGUAUCUACCAUGUUUGAAAGAGCUGGAUCUCUCUUGGAUGGAAGCAUUAGAGAGGACACCUGAUUUUGGCGGACUCCCAUGUCUUCAGAAGUUGAUACUCAACGAAUGUGAUAGUUUAAGAAGUAUUCAUCCAUCACUCGGAAAUCAUUCAAGUCUUGUUUAUGUAGAUGUAAGCUUUUGUCACAAGCUCACAACGUUUCCGAGCAUUGUUGGGAUGAAAAUGCUGGAGAUUAUCACAAUUUCAAAUUGCAAAGCACUUGUUGAGUUUCCAAAGAUUGAAUGCCGCCAACUUAUUCAUUCUCACUUUCCAGGUUUCUUAAGAAAGUUGAAUCUGAAGGGGUGUGGAUUGAAAGAUGAUAAAAUACCAUGUGAGGUUGGUGAGUUAUCCAACUUACAAGAGCUAGAUCUAAGUUAUAAUCACUUUACACGAUUAAAUUUCAGCCUCUCAAGACUUGCUAGCCUCAAACUCCUUGAACUGAGUUAUUGCGUCAACCUUGUUGAAUUGCCUGAGCUUCCAUCAAGUCUAGCUAUUCUCAAUGCAUACUAUUGCUACUAUCUUGAGGCCAUCAUCAAAGAUGAAAUUCACACAAACUGUAAAUGGUUAUCUCAAGUCUUAAUAUGGGGACGGGGACAGGGACAGAGACAGGGAUGGGCAAAGAAUAAGGAUAUAAUUGGUGGGGAGAGAAUACUAGAAACCAUGCUUCAGGGAAAUGAUAUUGAGAGUAGGUGUAUGAGCCUUCAGCUAAAAGGGUUAGAGAUUCCGAGGGGGUUUGAACCGCGUGUGGUUAGAGGGAGAAGAUGUAGAAUGCAACUUCCAGAGAAUUGGUAUAAUGACUUCUCUGGAUUCUUAUUAUACGCAGCUUCCAAUGACUUGUUUGAAGGAAUGAAGAUAAGUAUGAAGCAUAAGGAGGAGGAAGAAAAUGGUUGUUGGAUGGAAAUGGGCAAUUCUGAACAUGACUUGUAUAGGGAGGAGGAUCGCGUUGAUGUUGAUGAUGAUGAUUAUGGUAUCGGAUACUCAUGGGUCGGAUAUAUUCCAUUUAAUUUAUUGAGACACACGUCAUGGUGGGAUCCAACAUCCAACGCCAUCUGGAUUGAGAUGGACUCAUAUUAUCAUGUUAGUGGGUGUGGAUUGAAACUGGUUCCCAAGCGAGGUGGUGAAAGCAGCAGCAGUAGUAGUGGUCAAAUGGAAAUCUCUCUUCAUGAUCAUUAUAAAUGUAAAUUAGUUAUUCAACAUGAUUCCAAGUCAGUGUUGGAGUGCAGGUUUGAUCACUAUGGAUUGGACCAAAAUGAUUACUAAACUUUGAAAGUUCAAUUCCAUCUAUACAUUUCUACAAAUUUCGUAUCA
Erigeron canadensis is the source of this 3462-nucleotide messenger RNA. Its product is annotated as disease resistance protein Roq1-like. Gene Ontology annotation, biological process: defense response; signal transduction. The record is from RefSeq and is a predicted model, not a curated record. The coding region runs from base 91 to 3414 and encodes 1107 amino acids. The transcript has 5 exons. Gene Ontology annotation, molecular function: ADP binding; protein binding. NCBI's taxonomy places the organism in Eukaryota, Viridiplantae, Streptophyta, Magnoliopsida, Asterales, Asteraceae.